Messenger RNA from Leptinotarsa decemlineata (Colorado potato beetle), 1660 nucleotides. Its product is annotated as tudor and KH domain containing protein papi. Gene Ontology annotation, cellular component: P granule. NCBI's taxonomy places the organism in Eukaryota, Metazoa, Arthropoda, Insecta, Coleoptera, Chrysomelidae. Gene Ontology annotation, molecular function: RNA binding. The record is from RefSeq and is a predicted model, not a curated record. Gene Ontology annotation, biological process: spermatogenesis; P granule organization; piRNA processing.
AAACCUCAAAUGACAAAUUACACUUACGUUUUGAAUAGAAGAGGCACCUUUAAAUGGAAAUAUUGGUUAUAAUACAUAUGUUUAUGUGAAUUAUUCAGUUGGAUUUCAAAUUUUGAGGUAUUGAUGCUACUUGGUUUUUAAAGUUUCGGUCACGUUAGUUUGAGAACCUUUUUUCUCUACCUCUUUUGAUUUGAAAAAUGUUUAUAUUGGACUGGAUUAUCUGAACAAAAAAGUAUGGGGUCAAUCUAUAAAUCCCUAUCAAUUUUUUUUGGUGUAACAGCUAUUGGGCUGUCUGGAUAUGCCUUUUACAUUUACCUUCAUAAAAAAGAUGAAGAUGACAAUGACCCCCAAAAUACGUUUUCUCGAGCAUCAAACUUUCGAACUGUGGAACUCAAAGUACCAAUAGGAAAACUUCGUAUUUUGAUUGGGAGAAAUGGAAAAAUCCUGAAGGAUAUUGAAGACCGAUCUCAUACCAAAAUAAAUUUUGAUGAAGAAGAGGAAGGAUGUGAAGAAGUGAUUUGUUUCAUCAGAGGAACAACAGAGGAUUGCUGUACUGCAGAAAAUUUAAUUAAGGACUUCAUUAAUAAUCAACCACUAAUAGAAAGUGAAGAUAUAUGGGUGGUUGGGAGUUCUGUCGGAAAUGUAAUUGGACGGGGCGGAGUGAUGAUUUCUGAAAUCAAGAGCUUUUCUGGGGCCAUGAUAAAAAUUAAUGAUGAAGAUAGAAGCCUACCUUCCAGAAGAAUAACCAUCAAAGGUACUAGAGAACAGAUUAAUGUGGCGAAAUCUCUUAUAGAAGAUGUCGUUGCCAAAGCAGUAAACUUACAGCAAAAGCUUCAAGAGUCUUUGGCAUUGAGAGAACCUCGAUUGCCUCCAAGAUCUCCAGAAAAAGUAAACCGAGUGGAAAGUCCCAAAGUUGAAAGGAUAUCCCCAAUUCCCGGGCAACCAGAUACCCCAUUUGAGGUAUAUGUUUCUGCUAUGGUGGACCCUUCGAGGUUUUGGGUUCAAAUAGUCGGCCCCAAAGCCACUGAAUUGGACUGCUUGGUGGAAGAAAUGACUGAAUAUUAUGGAAUAGAAGAAAAUCGAAAUUUGCAUGUAUUAAAAGAUAUCAAGAAAGGUGAUCUUGUUGCUGCUUCUUUUCAGUAUGAUAAUAAAUGGUAUAGGGCUGAAGUACUUAAUGUCUUGGAUGAGGAUCCUUCUAUGAAACAAGCAGAACUUUACUAUGUUGAUUAUGGAGAUACUGAUAUUGUACCCUGGAAUGACGCAUAUGAACUACGAACUGAUUUUCUCAGACUACAUUUCCAAGCCAUUGAGUGUUUCCUUGCGAAAGUUGAGCCUAAUGGAGACGAAUGGUCGGAAGAAGCCAAAGAUAAGUUCGAAGAAUGGACUCACGUGGCGCAAUGGAAGAAAUUAUCAGCCAAGAUGAAUGGUUACAGUGUUCGGGAGAAAACUAGAGCAAAACGUGAGGGUUCUCCAGUACCUGGUAUUGAUUUAUACGAAUUGGAUGAGCACGAUAUUGAUAUAGGAGAAGAGUUGGUGAAGAUUGGGCUGGCCGUUUACAAGUCUGAUGCAUUCCUCAGUAAUAAUGCCAACAAUAUUAGUGAUAGUAACAUUAGUGUAUCGAGUAGUGUAAGUUAAGAAAGAAUAUAUUUUUUUUAUUGAA